Molecule: messenger RNA, 1805 nt
Organism: Adelges cooleyi (spruce gall adelgid)
Lineage: Eukaryota; Metazoa; Arthropoda; Insecta; Hemiptera; Adelgidae
Product: venom protease-like
Exons: 7
Coding region: 288-1607 (439 amino acids)
Biological process (GO): proteolysis
Molecular function (GO): serine-type endopeptidase activity
Source: RefSeq, a predicted model, not a curated record
CAUAGCAAUGCUCCCUCCAUCAGUAUCACAAGCUUGUGUAUGGAAUAUUAGCAGCAUAGUGUCUUGUACGCUGACCACGUCACGCAAGAAAACAUUGGUCGACUAGAAGUUAUACCAACGCCAUAAUUUUCUUGUCGAUAAAACAAAAACAUGUGCAGGUUAUUUUACUAGCAAGAACAUCAAUAAUUGGUUAAUUUUAUAUUAUUAUUAAAAUUAUUAAUAUUACUUUUAUAUAAAUUAAUAAUACUAAAGCUCACAAGUAAGAACAAUAAAAGUUUUUUUUCAACAUGGCUGUUAGUAAAUAUUCGAUUUGUUUGAUCUUUUUGGUUGGAUCAAUAGCUACGCAGCAUUUUAAUAAUUGUUUAACAAAUGUUGAGGACAGUAUAGAAUGUAUUAAUAUUAUGCAGUGUUCGCCUCUCCUGGACCUACUAGAACAUAAAAGAAACAAUGCAUCCGUUGUGGCAUAUCUUCGAAACUCGACGUGUGGUUUUGACGGUAAAUAUCCUAAAGUUUGCUGCCCUUUGAAUCUUUCUAGCAAUUCGUUUAUUUCGGGCAAUAUCCAUACAAAUAAAAGCAGCCCGGCUACGAAUGAAAAUAAUAAUGACAACACGGAAUCGGUCACUGUAAUUAAUGAUGAAUUCGAUCAGGACAAUAGCAAUGCAGAUAAUAACGGUACGGACGAUGGCUUGCGUUUCGGCCAGCCUGGGUAUUAUAGCAACAUAAGAAGAAGACCAAACCGAUUCAAAGUGACUCGAAAACCAGCUAUCGCCUCAAUUAGAGUUACAAGUGAAAGACCCUCAACGCUACCUCACGACACCACGUGUGGCAAAACCUCUACUAUACGAGAUAAGAUUGUGGGUGGAUCGCCACCUAAACUAGACGAUUGGCCGUGGAUGGUAGCUUUAGGCUUUCGGGACGCUUACAAACCGGAAAUUCCUCUCCAAUGGUUGUGCGGUGGAACGUUGAUAUCCAAUAGAUACGUAGUAACAGCGGCUCAUUGCACCACUGGUGUGGGCGGACGUCAAAUAACUAUAGCACGGGUUGGUGAAUUAGAUUUGAAUCCAAACGUAAAAGAUGGUGCCUCACCCCAAGAUAUUCCGGUGUCUAAAAUUAUAGCACAUGAGCUGUAUAACGGAGAACGGGUCGUGAACGACAUUGCGCUAUUGAAGUUAGAAAGCCCGGUUACAUUUAAUGCACAUGUUCAACCAAUUUGUUUGCCGAGUAUAACUAAAAUGAAAUUCAAGAAUUUUGUAAAAUUUUCACCGACCGUUAUCGGUUAUGGAUCGACGAAUUUCCGUCAACCUACUAGUUCAGCAUUGUUGGAAGUCGUUGUCCCAGUGUUGGACAACGCGGAAUGCGAACGAGCAUAUAAAAAGACAUCAGCUACGAUUGAUGAAAGAGUAAUAUGUGCAGGGUACUUACAAGGAGGAAAAGAUGCAUGCCAGGGCGAUUCCGGAGGUCCAUUGAUGUUGCCAAAUGGAAAACAGUAUUAUUUAAUUGGAGUUGUAUCCUUCGGGUACAAAUGCGCAGAACCUGGUUAUCCAGGAAUUUACACUAGAGUGACUUACUUCGUUGACUGGAUUAUUGAAACUAUAAACAAAAACUGAGUAAAAUACAUUAACUUAACUAACGCAAUUAUUAAAACAAAUUUUCUUAAAUGUAUUUUAUAAAUUUUAAAAUUUGAUAUGCUAAUAUUAUGUUUUAAACAUUAUCAAUAUCAAUUGUAUAGGGAUGAGCAUGAAUCAUUAUGAGAUAUGUAACUUAUUAUGAGAAAUGUACUUGCAAAUAAAACCGAUUAAAGUGUA